Molecule: messenger RNA, 6115 nt
Organism: Lolium perenne
Lineage: Eukaryota; Viridiplantae; Streptophyta; Magnoliopsida; Poales; Poaceae
Molecular function (GO): protein binding; DNA binding; metal ion binding
Source: RefSeq, a predicted model, not a curated record
CACACCUCCUAGUCCUCUCCCAUUUCCUAGUCUAGCCUAGUCUUCCUCUCUCCUCCAUCCCAGCACGCGACGCGCCUCCUCCGUAGCAAUAGGGGCGGGCGGUGGGUGGACCUUCCGCCUCCGGAUUCGGCCGAGCUCCCAGGCGCGACGGCCGGAGGAGCCUAGACCCCGCGCGCGCGCGCCGUCGAUCCAUGGACGGCGGGCCGCCGGGCCCGCCCGCGGGGAUGGACGACGACUCGCACUUCCUCGGAUCGAUGAUGGGGGACACCGUCCUCGCCCAGCCCGCCGCCGACCCGGCCCCACCCCCAGCUACAGCUCCACCUCCGUCCCAAAUAGCGCCGCCGCCGAAGAAGAGGAGGGGGAGGCCGCCCAGGAACCAGGCCGCCGCGGCCGCCCCCGCCGCCGCGGCCCCAACAGCCGCCGCCGCCAGGAAGAAGAAGGAGGAGGACGACGAGGAGGUCGUCUGCUUCAUCUGCUUCGACGGGGGAGACCUCGUCGUCUGCGAUCGGAGGGGCUGCCCCAAGGUGUACCAUCCGGCCUGCGUCAAGCGGGACGACGCCUUCUUCCAGGGGCGCAGCAAGUGGAACUGCGGCUGGCACAUAUGCAGCAGCUGCGAGAAGGCCGCGGUGCACUACAUGUGCUACACCUGCACCUUCUCCGUCUGCAAAGUCUGCAUCAAGCACGGCAAGUUCUUCAGCGUCAGGGGGAACAAGGGCUUCUGCGACACCUGCUACGGGACCAUAGUGUUGGUAGAGGCAAAAGACGAAGGCGGUGAUACGACUAAGGUUAAGGUUGAUUUUGAUGAUCGAUUGAGCUGGGAAUACCUGUUCAAGCUAUAUUGGUUGGAUCUGAAAGGGAAGCUUUCAUUAACAAUGGAAGAACUGACUGAUGCCAAGAGUCGAUGGAAUGCUCCUAUCACGUACGCUAGCAAAGAAAAGGAUGAAUCAUCUGAUGAUCUAUAUGAUGCUAAUUAUGAUGAGGGUGCUGGUUCCGACUGCUCCUCAGGAAAACGAAAGCGUGCUAAUGCUUCAAGGAAAAAGGGUCAAAGACGACGAAAAGCACAUUCUGUUUGUAAUGUAAAAGUUGAAAAUGCAGAGAUCGCAACUGGAAAUGCAGAAAGUCUGCCCAAGAAAGAACCAAGUGAAGGGGUGUCGUUGGAUACCAAAUGGGCUUCACCAGAGUUACUCGAGUUUGUGGGGCACAUGAGAGAUGGUGACCAAUCUUUUAUUUCCCAGUUUGACGUGCAGGCUAUUUUGCUUGAAUACAUAAAAAAGAAUGACCUCCGCAAUCCUCGAAGGAAAAGUCAAAUUAUCUGUGAUUCAAGGCUUCACCGCUUGUUCAGAAAAACGCAUGUUGCUCAUUUUGAGAUGUUGAGGCUUCUGGAGAUGCAUUUUCUUGCAAGUGAUGCUUCAACUGUAAAUAAUGGCAACCAUGAGACCAUCAAUGUUAAUGCAGCUCAGAUAGAUGACAGUGGAUAUGGUGAGAUAACAGACAAACCGUGUCCUGGUAGGAAGAAGAGGAUGCAUAGAAAGAUAGAAAGAGAACCACUGGCAAAUCUCAAGGAUUACGCAGCAAUUGAUAUGCACAAUAUAAAUUUAAUUUACAUGCGUCGCAGCUUGAUGGAAGAUCUUCUUGAUGAUCCCACAUUCCCAGACAAAAUUUCUGGGGGUUUUGUGAGGAUAAAAAUUACCGAUGUUGGACAGAAGCAACAUAUGUAUCGUCUUGUAAAAGUAGUUGGGACGCAUAAGGUUUCAGAAAAAUACAGCACGGGGAAGAAAACAACAAAUUUUGCACUCGAGAUAUUAAAUCUAAGCAAAAAGGAGAUUAUCACGAUGGAUACAAUAUCAAAUCAGGACUUUACAGAGGAGGAGUGCAGACGCUUGAGGCAGAGCAUGAAGUAUAAUCUAAUCAGCCGACUAAAAGUGGGUGAUAUUCAAGAGAAAGCCACGAUCUUCCAGUCUGUAAGAUUUAAUGAUCGGUUGGAAAAUGAGAAGCAGAGGCUGGGCUAUCUUCGAGACCGUGCAAGUGAAACAGGACGCAAAAAGGAACUUCGAGAGUAUGUGGAAAAGCUGGAGCUUCUGAACACUUCCGAGGAAAGAACGCGCAUAAUGAAUGAACUUCUAGAAGUACAUGUUGAUUCUCAUAUGGAUCCAGAGUAUGAUUCUGCUGAAGAAAUGGAGGAUAAACCGGCUGUUGAACAGAAUGAAAAUGGCAAAAGAUCAAAGGGGUUCUCACCAAUUAAAGUGCAAAAUUUUGCAAAGAAAAUGGCUGAUGCUAUCCGCCAUCCCAAAAACCUAUCUAAACAGAGUACAUCACAGAAAUUGGGAGCAGUAAGAAACUCCAAGAAUUUCCAUUCAACAAAUGGUAUGGAUAUUCCAAAAUCUGGCACGAAUAUAAGCAGCAGGAUCUCAGAAGCUGCACCCCUUUCAUCUUCCCCAGUAAAACUAUCAAGUGACAUAGAGCCAGAGAAAGUAUGGCAUUACAAGGAUCCUUCUGGAAAUGUCCAGGGUCCAUUUACUCUUUUGCAGCUAUCUAAAUGGACAGCUUACUUCCCACGUGACCUGAGAGUAUGGCUGAUCUUUGAGAGUGAAGAAAGAUCAUUGCUGUUGACAGAAGUGCUUUCAAAACAACCAAAAGAUUUUGGUCAGGCUGCGUUAGUUAGAAGUUGUAAAACAACAUUGGCAGGCUCUGCACAGCACAGAAACAGCUCAAACGUGGAUAUGAAUAGCACGCUGUCCCCAGUUGGUUAUAAUAUGUCUUCUAUUCCAGAAAGGGGAAGUGCGCACGCUUCAGAUGGCAGGUUUUCUCUAAAAACAAGCUCAGUUCCACCAAAGGAUGCUGACAAUGAUAAUUGUCGAAUUCAGCAGCAUGCCAAGUAUUCAGGUUUUGUUUCAUCUUCUGGGAGUCUACAUGCACAGCCAGACUUGAAACAUGAUGGAGUACAUGGAAGAUGCUCUGCUGAAUGGAAUAAUGGCCACAGCCGGGGCGAUCUGUGGAGUCCAAGCACGACACAGGCAAGUUGCAGCGGGCAGAAUAGUGUAGAAUCUCAUAAUAAUCAUCAUGCCUCGCGGUCACUGGUUCAGCAUGAUCCUAAAAGUAGUUUACAAGAAGGUUCUCUAAAGGAUUUAGAUUUGAGGCAGGAACAUUCACGGACUAUACCUACUCAACUAGCCAGGAGAGAUAUCCCCAGCCCUGUACUUGCUUUGAGCCCAUCUGAGUCCAGAACUGCUUCAAGUCAAUAUGAAAGCUCUUGUUUGAGUUCAACCAAUCCGAGCCUUCAUGAUGAACUUCAUUCUUCCAUUACUUCAGAAAAGGCUAAGAGUUGUGCUCCUGCAAGUUCUGUUGAAGACAGAGGAUCUAGUUCGCCGUCUGGCAUGCUGACCCACUCUGAAAGAGUUCCAGCCAUUUCUGAAACAUGCAAGGUGGGGGAGAUAAAGAACGAGCAAAAAAUAUGUGAAGCUGAUGCAUCAAAUGCUUCAGUUAACCAGUCUCCUCAGUCCAAGAUGUUCCCUGAUUCUUCUCCUGAUAACCAAGAUAUUGAACGUGAAUACCCUAGUGCAACUCAGAAGUCUGAGAGUAAGAAAUCUAUGGACCAAUCAGGGCCAACAUCAUUACCACUUGAAAUUUUAGAUGCUAAGAUACCUGACCACUUGCCAGUUGAUAUUGUUUCGCAAAAAUCUGAUCUUCCAAUUGAUGAAAAACGUGCUACGGAUUCAGUAUCUAACCAACAAAAAGCAGAUUUAAUUGGAGAAGACUCGCAUACUCAAAAAGAAUGCUACAGAGAGCCUAUUCUUGCCCCAAUGGAGAAAUCAGUAGCUGAUCCUACUUCUUGUGCUGAGGCGAUAGAUGCUCCUGAUGUUCCGGAAUUAGUAUCUGGUCCUCCAACUGAGGAAAUGGGGGUCACGGAUUCAGUACCUAACAUUGAGAAAGCAGAUUUGAAUGGUGAAGAUUCAAAUACUCAAAAAGAGCGUUACAGUGAGGCUACUCUUCUCACAAGGGAGAAAUUGAUAGCUGAUCCUGUUUCCUGUGCUGAGACGCUUAAUGUGUCUGAUGUUCCGGAAUCAGUAUCUAAUCUAGAGAAAAGAGAUUCUAAGGGUCAAGAUUCAAGUAUUCAAAAAGAAUUGUACAAGGAGUCUGGUCUUGUCGCGAGUGAGAAAUUGAUAGCUGAUCCUGUUCCCUGUGCUGAGACGAUUAACGUGUUUGAUGUUCCGGAAUCAGUAUCUAAUCUAGAGAAAAGAGAUUCUAAGGGUCAAGAUUCAAGUAUUCAAAAAGAAAAUAUCCAAGAAGAACUGUAUAGCAAAGCUGCUCUUGUCACAACUGAGAAAAUGGUGGCUGAACCCACCUCUUGUUCCAAGUCAAUAGAUGUCUCCAAUGUUUUGCAAUCAGUAUCUAACCUGGAGCGAAGAGAUCUGAAAGAUGAAGAUUCAGUUAUUCAAAAGGAAUUGUUUAGCGAGUCCACUCCUGUCACAAGUGAGAAAAUGGUGGUUGAACCUGUCUCUUGGUCUGAGUCAAUAGAUGUGUCUGAUGUUUUGCAAUCAGUAUCUAAUCUGGAAAGAAGAAAUCUAAAAGAUAAAGAUUCAGUUAUUCAAAAGGAACUGUUCAGUGAGUCUACUCUUGUCACAAGUGAGAAAUUGGUGGUUGAUCCUGCUCCUUGUGCUGAGUCGAUUGAUGUCUCCGAUGUCUUGGACUCAGUAUUUAACCUAGAGAGAGCAGGUUUGAAAGGUGAACACUCGAAUAUUCACAAGGAAUUGCGGGAGGAGUCUACUACUGUCACAAGGGAGAACAUAGUAAUUGAGCCUCCCUCUUGUGAGUCAGUACAUGUGUCUGGUGUUGUGGGAUCAGUAUUUAACUUGAAUAAGACAUAUUUAGAAGGUGAAGGCUCAGAUGUUCAGAAAGAAUUGCAUGAAGGGUCUACUCUUGUCACAAGAGAGAACGUGGUGCCUGAUGCCUUGGAGUCUUUAAUAGAACGGAAUCGUGGGACUUUGUGCAUGGAUGCGAUAGCAGCAAUAGAAGAAUUCAUGACCACUUCACCUGGGGAAGAACCACAAUGCUCUAGCCCCAUCGCAUUAUCUCCCUGGGGUGAAUCUGGUUACUAUCAAGGUGAUGCUGUUGAUUCUGGGCUAUGGGGUGUCCAAGAUGACCCAAUCAAUGAUAUGUGGUCAUUGCUGUCACCGACGCCUGCUCCCCAACAUUUAUCUGGGGCUAAAUCCGAUGGGAGCAGCAUUCACGGUAUCAAUGCGGUAGCUGCUACCCAAGGAGAGAUUGAUUUUUUCCAAAGAGGUCCAACACCAGGGGAGUAUUGGGGAUUGACUGAGCAGGAGAAACCGAAAGCAACUGCUGCGCCAGUAUCAUCAUCAGUAGAUUUGAACACAGGAUUAUUUGGUUGGCAACCAUCAGCCAGUGAGAGGCCAAUCAUGGAAGCCGCGUGGAGCACUAGCCAGAAUCCAAACUUUUACUACAAUUACCAAACAGCAGCAUCAGUUAGAACCUCUCAGGAAGCAUCAGUGAAGCGGGAAGUAUUCACUGAAUUUGAUGCCGCUAAUUCGGGAGGAGCGCUAGGGAACAACACGAAGAGCUGGAACGCGUCCACUGGUAAUGCCAACCGAGGCAGCCAGCGCCGUGACAGGUACUCUCAGAUCAGCGAGUCCUGGCUUCUCAGCUCAAACAACUCUAGGAGUAGGUCAGAUGCACUUGGCGGCGGGACAUCACGAACAGCCCCGAGGGGGGCAUGUAAAUUCCACGAGAACGGGUACUGCAGGAAGGGUUCCUCCUGUAACUACCUGCACCGUUAAUAAUUUGUGUCUACGGUAGAGAAGAAGAUGAUUUUGAGGUUCUUUGCUCCACUUUUGUAUAGUCUAAUCACGGUGGUAGUCAACUUAGGGCGCACACGAUCUUCUUGGCUCCAUUCAAUUGUAGUAGUAAGGAGUACCGAGUAAUAUAUGUGUAGCGUAGGAGCAUUUCUGAGUGUCUGUCUGUCCCCAGGUAGAUUUCUCUGCUGGGUCAUGGCAUAAUCGAAUGGAACUGCAUUUGUACCAAAAACUAUUUCAUCGUGGCCUCGAUUUGCCUGAUGUAUUGUGAACUGUGAUAUCUAACUGGCUGCCCUAGCUUUCUUUUC